Arabis nemorensis is the source of this 906-nucleotide messenger RNA. Lineage: Eukaryota; Viridiplantae; Streptophyta; Magnoliopsida; Brassicales; Brassicaceae. The record is from the annotation of a GenBank genome assembly.
AUGGCUGAGAAGGAAAAACCAGGAGAGGCAACAGGUGGCCCUUCACAAUCGGAAAGAGAGGGGCAAUUAACGAAGGAGCUUAUCAGGAAACUUCACUAUUUAACUAACCAAGGACACCAAGAAGAAGUGAUGGCUGUUCUCACAAAUCUGUCUAGCGAUAUCUUACAAACGUUGAUUGAUGCAAAAUCCUCCUCGCAAAUUUCGAUUCUCCAUGGUUGUAAGGUUUAUGUGGAUGGGGUUCUGGAACCUACUUCAUACGCUUCUCUUAGGAGCAAAAUUAAGAUGAAUAUCCCAUCUUUCUUGAGCAAUGUGGAUUGGAAAACAAUCAUGGGAGCAUUGAGAAAUCAAACGGACCAUGUGGUGUGCUGGUCCAUCGUCAUCAGUGAGCUCAUCCGAGCCAUCAGACUAAUCUGUCAACGUGAGACCGACGAGAAUAUUCUAUAUUCUCCUCAAGACAUGAUAGAUUUUGUGGAUCCACAGAUGAGAAGAACGACUCGCGAGGACCAUUACUGUUACCCAAACUCCUUGAAGAAUGGACUCAACUAUGUACGCGACAAUGGAAUACAAAGAGAAGAAGAUCGACCCUUCAUUGGCUGCUCUGCGGAUCAACCAGAUAGUUACCGUAACCCGGCUAACCUCACAUUUACCAAACGCCACAAAACAGCUCUUUCGAUUGACCAAAUGUUUGGUGCACUAAAAGAAGGUCCUAUUGGAGCAUCUUUGGCAAUUUUUCAGCCCGAGUUUAGAAAACGGGCAAAGGAGAUGUAUCGUGGAGCUGAGAGUCCCAGUUCUCGAUUAGUUAGUUCGCACUCGGUGUCCAUUGCGGCUGUAGGUGAAGAGAAUGGCGAACGAUUUGCAUGGGUGAGAUCAAGUGAAGGAGAUAAAGUGGGGCAUAGUGGAUACUAA